Messenger RNA from Aethina tumida (small hive beetle), 1295 nucleotides. RefSeq names its product protein phosphatase 1B-like. The record is from RefSeq and is a predicted model, not a curated record. The transcript is spliced from 5 exons. Lineage: Eukaryota; Metazoa; Arthropoda; Insecta; Coleoptera; Nitidulidae. Gene Ontology annotation, molecular function: manganese ion binding; magnesium ion binding; protein serine/threonine phosphatase activity. Bases 148 to 1263 code for a protein of 371 amino acids. Gene Ontology annotation, biological process: protein dephosphorylation.
AAAUUUUACCGCUAUGUGAUAACGAUCAAUGGCCACACGGCCCACGCAUUUGAAAUGUUUUUCGAAAGAGAAAUUGUCUGUGGCAGUCACUGUUAGCCUUUUGCGGCCUAAGGAAGAGACCUGUUUAGAUCCUAUUACCUUCACCAAAUGCAAAUGGGAACGUUACAAAACACCCCCGACAGAAAUAUAAUUUGCAGCCAUGGCGAAGGCAAUGAUCUAAAAUUCGCCGUCGGAAGCAUGAUCGGUUGGCACGUCAUGAUGGAGGACAGGAACGUGACGAAGGCGAAGCUGGAGGGACGCGAGAACUUGUCGUACUUCGCCGUGUUCGACGGCCACGGCGGCCCGACGUGUUCGAAUUAUUGCGCAAAUCAUUUACUCGACUGCGUCCUGAACGUCGAAGGCUUCGACGCCAACAUGCCGACGGCGAUCGAAAGAGGUUUUCUGCAGUUCGACGACUACUUACGAAAACUCGACGACCUAAAGGAAACCAGCGGAACCACUGCCCUAUGUGUGUUCAUUUCGGAAGAUAAAUACUUCGUCGCCAACUGCGGCGACAGCAGGGCGGUGCUUUGGCGCAACAACGCCAGGGUGUUCGCCACCCAAGACCACAAGCCUAAUCUGAUUUCGGAGAAGUUGCGAAUCAAUGCGGCCGGUGGGAUCGUCCAGAACGGCAGGAUUAGCUGGGGUCACAGGAGUCUGGGUGUCAGUCGGGCCUUGGGGGACUUCGAGCUGAAAAAGCAAAGCGACAAAGAUCAGCUCCACCAGAUCUUAUCGUCGCAGCCGGAUGUGUAUGUUCAGCAGAAGGACGACAAUGAUGAAUUUAUGAUUUUAGCGUCUGAUGGCGUUUGGGAUGUUAUUACUGACGAAGCUUUAUGUCAAUACGUACACGACACUCUGUUGAUAACCGAUGAUUUGGAGGAGGUUGUCAAACUCGCCAUUGAUACGUGUUUCUAUAAGGGUGCUACUGACAACAUAACGCUGAUUUUAAUAACAUUCAAAAAUUGCCCCAAACCUACAGCUACAGCGAAAGCUGCAGAUGAAGCUCUGAACAAAAAUAUUGAAAUUAUCUUUACAGGGAUCAUACAAGAGUUUCCUAACAUUGAUUACUAUGGAAUAUUGCAGCAGCUUUACUUGGUUAAAAAGAUACCAGGUUUGCCAAGAGGUGGAGGCAUACAAUCCAAACGUCGAUUCAUUGAUCAAUUAUAUCGAAAAUAUUUCCCAGGGUUUAGCAGUAACCAAGUUGUUCAUACUAACAUACGUUAAUUCGUAUUGUUCAUUAAUAAUAACGGCCUAAU